AUAGCUCUCGACGACCUACAAUCUAAUCUAAUAGUCAACCAGCAUGACGCAGAUUUUCGGCCUGACGACUCUUUUCAUCUGGCUCGGGGAAGUUCUUCUCAUCAUCGCCUUCGUCGCCGCCGUCUGCUUCUACUAUCUACGGUGCCGGAACCGGAACCGGGUGGAGGCCGCUGCCGCGGCCGCGGCCGCCGCUGCCGCUUUCGACCGGCGGCAACAGGCGGCGGCACCCCGCGCGCAGCCAGCGGCCGCGGUGCAGAUGGCGCCCAUGGCCUUGGUCCUGCGGCUGGACCGCGUCUGCGUCACGUACACACGCCGGAACGGCGGCGGCACCGACGAUCGUCGUCAGCAGCCGUCGGUGGCGGAGGCGGAGCAGGACUGCGCGAUCUGCCUGAGCCCGUUCCAGUACGGCGACCGGUGCAGCGUCAUGCACGUCUGCCGCCACGAGUUCCACCGGAGCUGCAUUGCGAAGUGGCUGGCGUGCCACAACCACAACACGUGCCCGCUCUGUAGGGCUCAGCUGCGUUGGGAUGAUGUUGCUAUUAACAUGCCGUAGAUCACGAACAGGGAUGUGUUAUUCGUCGAUCUCGUGCUGUUGCUAUUAACAUGCCGUAGAUCACGAAUAGGGAUGCUGUUUUUUUUUGGUCUCCAACUGCUUCGAUUCUGUAUAAUAAUUCUCUACUAAUUAAUGAUUCGACGAUGACCCUGCUUCACCUAUGAACCGUGUAUGUUUAUUCUCUCCUCUGUAGGCUAGUUUGGAAUAAAAA
Molecule: messenger RNA, 764 nt
Organism: Zea mays
Lineage: Eukaryota; Viridiplantae; Streptophyta; Magnoliopsida; Poales; Poaceae
Product: RING-H2 finger protein ATL3F
Exons: 1
Coding region: 44-553 (169 amino acids)
Biological process (GO): protein ubiquitination
Source: RefSeq, marked validated